Messenger RNA from Plenodomus lingam JN3, 369 nucleotides. The record is from RefSeq and is a predicted model, not a curated record. Lineage: Eukaryota; Fungi; Ascomycota; Dothideomycetes; Pleosporales; Leptosphaeriaceae.
AUGGUUAUGAAACUCAUUUCAAUGUCCAUCAGCCUUGGAACAGUCAUGAGUGAGGACGCCUGGAAUCCAUCACGAGCAUGCAUGGGCGUCAUGUACGUCGAAGCAGAAGACUUGAACAAUAAAGAGCCAACACGACAGGGCAACAACAUGGCGCAGCAACUCAAACGCAACGACACAGGAGUGUACCGUGCCCAAAAUCCAGAGGCAGCCAAGUCGGCGAUGAAAACAGUCCAGAUCAACCCACAACACAAGAUGAUGGCAAGAAUACGCGUUCUCGUCGUCGAGCUGGGACCUGCGCCGAACAGACUUCGGUCUCCGGUAGCAAGUGGAGAAGCUGAAGUGAGCAUGGCAGAUGCAGGGCGUCUGUAG